Molecule: messenger RNA, 967 nt
Organism: Cylicocyclus nassatus
Lineage: Eukaryota; Metazoa; Nematoda; Chromadorea; Rhabditida; Strongylidae
Source: the annotation of a GenBank genome assembly
GUAUCUUGCGCCGGUCGCCUGCCUCCGCCGCGCUGGAACCCGCGCUCGUCCUGCUCGUCCCCGCUUCGCCAUGUGCCGAACAUCGCGAUUCACCGCACUUUUUGGCCUUUACCUCGUCCGGUCCACAAUCGCGCUGAUCUGUCCGGUCCCUUCCAGUGGAGGUCUACCUGCGCGAAACAAAACCUGCCCCGAUUUCAAGGCCGACCCGUCGUUCAUCUAUUGUUGCACGUCAAAACUGCCGCCUACCACUGGCACUUAUCGCGAGAAACACGGCAUCUUCUGCUGUUCAUUAGCCGAUUGGGAGAAAGAACGACAAGAAGUUGCUGAUGAAGAAUUCCACAACUUCAUCAAACAGUAUUUGGCCGUAAUCAUCAUCUCUUCACUGCUAGCCAUCGGUCUCACUUUGACUGUCACAUCGUUAGUGUGUAAAAGAAUGCGAAGAUGUCCAUUGUAUAGGGAUCAGUCAAUGCUUGCUCACUCUGUACAGGCAGCCACUAUGUAUCGCCCGGUCGACACAAUCCCACCGAAAAUCUACGAAGCUCCGCCACCGUACGAAUGCUUCGUACCACCGCCGGAUCAAACAAGGAACGACUGGAACUGCGUGCUCGAGAACGAAGUGAAUUGCUCCAGGAACCAGGCAACGUUCACGUGACAGACAAUGUCAGGAACUCAUUGACAAUUGUCACAUUGGUCUUUCGAUGAUGACAAAACGGAGUCCAUACGGAUUCACCAAACACAUACACACACUCAGUGCUACACAUUAUUGCGGGUCUGCCACAAAGUGAUUCGAAUUUCUUCGCUCUCGCCAUCUGUUGAGCGAGUUUCUAGGACAAAAUUGUCGUUGAUUAGAUUCGUGUUUUUUUAAGCUCGAAAAACUGCUUCUGAAGGUGUCUACGACGCUCAGCUUUUACAUUCUGGUCGUGUGCUUAGUGGAAUUUGCAGUGAAUGCAUCGCUAUCUUCCGAAGG